UUGUGUAGCUAACAAAUAAAACCUCUUAUCAGUUCUAUAAGUAAAAUAUCAUCAGCGCAUUAGGCCCCUUCUCACGUAUGCGACUACCAUCCCCGCAUGAGUUUAAUCAGUAUGUCAUUGCAUUGAAAAUUUCGUUCGUUGGCCGAUCGAAUUAGUCUGCAGCUGGCAGAGAGAGCGAAUGCAAAGGUCAACCAUUCACCAAUAUUGAACAUUGGAUAGCCAGUCCCAUUAAUUAGAUUGACCAUCUAUCGCUGUAUAUAGUGAUUUUAAACUUUUGUACUAAACGCGUGAACCUAAUGCUUAUAAUCGUUUGAUUUUCUGUUUUUUUUCCUGUUCUGUCUUUGGGGACUUGACUCUCACUGAAAAGAUGUCUAGCCGAAAAGUGAUUUCAAGAAACGACACAUCGUACAUUCCAAAUUGGCUUGAGUAUCACAAGAAACCGAUUUCAAUGAUUCUAAGACUGUACUCGAGCUUCAUCCUAUUUUGGGACUUUUGCAUAAUAUUGAUUUAUUUUGCGCUUCAAUUACUGAGAUCACUGUAUCAGCUAGUGAAGCCUCCGAAGCGAAAAUCUGUCGCCGGGGAAAUUGUUGCGAUUUUCGGCACCAGUCGCGGCGUCGGACGUGACCUGGCGCUUCAAUUAGCUGAACAUGGCGCCAAGGUGGCCUGUGUAGAUAUCAACUCAACGGACAAUGAUGUGCUAGUCAAGAACAUCAACUCAAGCGGUUACAUUGCCCAUGCCUUUGAAUGCGAUGUGACUAACAAGAAUGACGUCAUUCGAACGACGAAUGCAAUCGAGAAAAAGUUUGGCCCUAUUUCAAUGCUUUUCCAUUGCUGUGGUGUACCUAGUCCACGAUCCUUGAUCAAGGAGGCCCCAACGAUUCAAGCAACUCUGGAACUGAGUGUCGUGUCACAUUUCUGGCUUCUGGAAGCAAUUUUGCCAAAAAUGAAACGGCACAAUCAUGGCCACAUUGUGUUCCUUACCUCGGUAGCCGGGCUGAGUGGAGUCAAACAUCAGACACCACUGUCAGUGGCUCAGUUUGCCGUCCAGGGACUGUUUGAAUCAGUGCUGGACGAGCUGCGCAUCGAAAAGUUUCACAAAACCAUCCACACCUCACUGGUUCACCUUUACCCGUUCGUAAUAACACCGAAUUGCCGCAACGACAUUCGAAUGCGCAUUCCGUCUGCGUUCGGUACCAUCCCGUCGGAAGAAGCCGCCCGCCGGAUAAUCGACGGUGUUCGAAGAAACAAACUGGAGAUUAGUAUUCCCAAGUAUCUGCUGCUGUUGGGACACGUAGUUCGAUUGCUUCCGAGGCGGGCCACGCUGCUGCUUCGAGAGCUGUUCGACACGGGAGUUGAGUUCUAAAGGGGGUUCGAAACAAUGCGCGAACUACGAACCGGUUGAUGCCAUACGAUUCUAUUUGUUUUUUGUUACAUAGAACUCGACAUUCACGUUGCCUAAGAUUGAUUUCUCUGUGUUCAAUAUCGACACACCUGUAUUUAGGGUAGAUGCUUGCAAAUCGAGAGAAUUUGAUAUCAUGAUUAAAUAUAGUAUUAAAGAACCA
Topomyia yanbarensis is the source of this 1562-nucleotide messenger RNA. RefSeq names its product 17-beta-hydroxysteroid dehydrogenase 13-like. The transcript is spliced from 4 exons. Gene Ontology annotation, molecular function: oxidoreductase activity, acting on the CH-OH group of donors, NAD or NADP as acceptor. Gene Ontology annotation, cellular component: lipid droplet. Bases 368 to 1363 code for a protein of 331 amino acids. Lineage: Eukaryota; Metazoa; Arthropoda; Insecta; Diptera; Culicidae. The record is from RefSeq and is a predicted model, not a curated record.